Molecule: messenger RNA, 1088 nt
Organism: Gastrolobium bilobum
Lineage: Eukaryota; Viridiplantae; Streptophyta; Magnoliopsida; Fabales; Fabaceae
Exons: 5
Coding region: 371-820 (149 amino acids)
Source: RefSeq, a predicted model, not a curated record
AGAGAAGAGAGGUAAGUGCUUACUGGUAUAAUAAUAGUAUGUUGAGCGUCCGUUAAACGACAGUGGUAGGAGGCAGUGACAGACAGUAGUGCGUGCGUACAGCAGACACGAUAAAGGCCAAACAACCCCCAUAGAGCCAUUUAUCAAUUUUCACUUCCAAAAACUCUCUCACUCGCUGGUUUUUUUUUUUUUUUUUUUUUUUUCGCCUUUGAUUUUUCUCUUUGCAGUUUCUUGGCGCCGCAAAAAAUCUAUGUGGUGGUGUUGAUUUUGGUUGAGAUGGUGAUGAUUACUGCUUGGAUCACUGACCUCUUUGCUUUCAUGGGUUAUUUAACUUGUUUUAUAACAGAGCAGUGGUUGUUUUGGGUGCUGUAUGAAACCCACACCAAUUAUUGCUGUUGAUGAGCCAGCAAAGGGACUAAGAAUUCAGGGGCAGACAGUGAGAAAACCAACCAUAUCAGAUGGUUUCUGGAGUUCAAGCACUUGCGAUCUGGAUAAUAACACCAUUCUAUCUCAAAGAAGUAUCUCAUCUGUCAGUACAUUAAAUCAAAUUCUCUAUCAUAGCAAUGGAACUUCUACUGCAGGAACCAAUCCUGAAUUUGUAAACCAAGGUCUUCUUCUCUGGAACGAGAGCAGGCUUCAGUGGAUUGGAAAUGACAGAUCUAGGAAGCAAAACGAACAAAAACGAGAACCCAGACUAAAUUGGAAUGCAACUUAUGAAAGUUUGCUUGGGACUAGACAACCUUUCCCCAAGCCCAUGCCUUUAUCUGAAAUGGUCGAAUUCCUGGUGAAUGUUUGGGAGCAUGAAGGGAUGUAUGGUUGAGACUUGAGACGUUAAAAACGCUUAAGUUGCCUUUUAAGUUUAUUUGUAUUUAAACGCUGUACUUAACUCGUCAAAGGCUUUAGUGUACAGUUGUGCAGAGAAGAUUAAAAGAUCAAACACAAGUUUGAUCUCCCAUUGUAAUUUCAAACGCUAAGACAAUCAUCUUGUCUUUGCCCUCCUGUAAAUGGCUGUAUACUAUUUUCAAACUAAAAUCUGAAUGGCUGAAUGCAGAACUUGUUACUGUUACCUGUAAUUAUGCAUUUAUCUA